Molecule: messenger RNA, 4080 nt
Organism: Mugil cephalus (flathead mullet)
Lineage: Eukaryota; Metazoa; Chordata; Actinopteri; Mugiliformes; Mugilidae
Product: proline dehydrogenase 1, mitochondrial-like
Exons: 14
Coding region: 76-1941 (621 amino acids)
Cellular component (GO): mitochondrion
Molecular function (GO): proline dehydrogenase activity; FAD binding
Source: RefSeq, a predicted model, not a curated record
UCAGUCGAGACUUGGAGAAGGCAGAGAUUUCAGUCUAAGUCUGUGGUCUCCGAGGUCCAGAAAGGAAAGGACAUCAUGUCGUACACUAAGUUUGCAGCAGCUCUCGUCAGGGCGAACGCCGGCAGUAUCAGACAAAUAAGCGCUUCACCUGCGAGAUGCCGGUCGACAGUCGCAUCCACCAAGACCCAAGAGGAGAAAGAGGUGGAUGGCUGCCCCGUGGUGGAAGCAGUGCCGGUUGAACUCAUCAGUCAGACGAAGGUUGCUGCAAACACGCCGCUGAAUAAAAUCCUCAUCGACUUCGACAACACCGAGGAAGCCUACAAAAGCAAAGGUAACAUGGAACUGCUCCGAAGUCUGCUGGUAUUCAAGCUCUGCACGUUUGACUUCCUCGUUGAAAAGAACAAAGAGUUGAUGGAGCUGAGUAAGAAGUUUCUCGGUCAGCAGAUGUUUGAGAAGAUGAUGAAGAUGACCUUCUAUGGCCAGUUUGUGGCAGGGGAAGACCACAACUCCAUCAAACCUUUAAUUCAGAAGAACCAGGCCUUCGGAGUUGGGGCAGUUUUGGACUACAGCGUGGAAGAAGACAUAACUCAAGAGGAGGCAGAGAAGAAGGAAAUGGAUUCAUGUGUUUCUGAAGCAGAGAAAGAAAGUCCAGGUGCUGAUCAUCGUGAGAAGAAGUACAAGGCCCAUCGCCAGUUUGGAGACCGGCGUGGAGGAGUCAUCAGUGCUCGCACCUACUUCUACGCAGAUGAGGCCAAAUGUGACAACCAGAUGGAGACAUUCAUAAACUGCAUUAAAGCCUCUGGUGGAGCUUCGUCUGAUGGAUUUUCUGCCAUCAAAAUGACUGCACUGGGACGUCCACAGUUCCUUCUCCAGUUUUCAGAAGUCCUGGUUAAGUGGAGACAGUUCUUUAACACACUUGCAGCACUACAGGGCAAAUCCGAAAUGAUGGUACUGGAACAGAAGCUGGAGCUGGAACAACUCAAGGAAAGUCUAACUCGUCUGGGCGUUGGAGCCAAAGAUGACAUUGAUAACUGGUUUACAGGAGAGAAGCUGGGCUUGUCGGGAACUAUUGACCUGCUCGACUGGAACAGUUUAAUAAACGACACAACAAAAAUCUCAAAUCUGCUUAUGGUGCCGAAUGUUGAGACAGGCCACCUGGAACCUUUGCUGAACAAAUUCACGUCUGAGGAGGAGCGGCAGAUGAAGAGGAUGCUGCAGAGAGUCGACGUUCUGGCCAAGUAUGCCAAUGAGAAUGGGGUGAGGCUGAUGGUGGACGCCGAACAGACGUACUUCCAACCAGCCAUUAGUCGACUGACGCUGGAAAUGCAGAGAAAAUUCAACAGAGAAAAGCCGGUGAUUUUCAACACGUAUCAGUGUUAUCUCAAGGACGCCUAUGACAACGUGACCGUGGAUGUUGAGCUGUCUCGACGUGAGGGCUGGUACUUUGGCGCCAAGCUCGUCCGCGGAGCUUACAUGUACCAGGAGAGAGCCAGGGCACAGGAGAUCGGCUACGAAGAUCCAAUAAACCCGGACUACGAAGCCACUAACAGGAUGUAUCACAAGUGCUUGGAGUACGUGCUGGAGGAAAUUGAACACAGCAGGAAGGCGAACAUCAUGGUCGCGACCCACAACGAGGACACAGUGAAAUUCACCCUGGAUAAGAUGAAUGAGAUGGGCCUUUCACCCACUGAGAACAAAGUUUACUUUGGACAGCUGCUGGGCAUGUGUGACCAGAUCAGCUUCCCGCUCGGUCAGGCCGGUUUUCCAGUCUACAAGUAUGUCCCGUAUGGCCCCGUCAACGAGGUGAUUCCCUAUCUGUCCCGGCGCGCUCAAGAGAACCGCGGCUUCAUGAAGGGGUCCCAGAGGGAGCGAAGCCUGCUGUGGAAGGAGCUGAAGCGCAGGCUGCUGGGCGGGCAGGUUUUCUAUAAGCCCGUCUACUGAGUCACAAGACUCUAACUCCAAGAUGUCUGUAAGCAUUCCACUGUCUGUAAUGUGUCGCUACGAGCUAGCCCCUCCCUGUAGUGGAAAUCUUAUUUAUUUUCUAUGGGUUGCUAGGAAACGAAUUUAAUACUGACUGAUCUCAGUAGUGUGGAUUGUGAGAUGGAGUUGUUCUUCUUUUCGGAGUUAAUGUGAUGAAGAGUAGUUUAAAGGGAUACUUACGGUUAAUAUAUGUAUGGUAUUUAUUAGUUGUCAGUCGAUGAUGGAAGGCACGGCCCAGUUUGAAGAAGCAAAGAGGACAAUCAGAACAGAGGCCGAGCAAAGAACUGCUGCUUAUGUGAUCAGCAACCAUAACCCAGAACAGGUCCUGCCAGGUUAAAUGUGUGUUUUAUGUUUAGAGCAUUAUCACUGCUCUACACCGCUGUCACACAGACGGUUCUGACCAGGAACGGAAGCUGUUCUCCAGUCACUAAGUGUUCGGCACACUCAAAGUACACAGAAGUCAUCUGAGGUUUGCACAUGUUAAUCCGCACAAGCAUCACAAAAUGACACAGACAAACAAAACACUUGAGACUGUAACCUGAAACUCCCGUGCCCUGAGAUGCAAAAUUGUUAUUUUUUUGUCAGACUGACAAAAAAAUAACAAUCGGGUCAGGUGGAUUUGAUAUUACUGGGAAUUCGCAUCUGCUUCUCCAAACCAUUUUUUAGGUAUUUCAAUAACUAUGGAAAAUAAUAACCAUCCCUUUAAAGCACCAUGCUAAUUUACAUUACAGUUACAUUACAGUAAUUUACAUUACAGUAAUGCAAUAAUUGCUGUUAUCUGACUCUAAAUCAGUAAUGGUUCAUUUAAAAUCUGUGUAAUCCUGACGGUAAUUUGUGAAUGAAAACAUGUAGUCAGGAUCCUUUUUAAAGAAGGGUCGUGUUUCUAAAUGAUCAUUCUGCUUGUACAUAAAAGCUGUCAUUUGCUUUGUAGUAAUUUAAGUGCCUCGUGAAUGUUUUUAACAAGAUUUACUGCAAGCAAUCAGCUACUGUACAACUAUUAUUUUUUUUCUGUGUGUUUUAUACUUGUAAAUUGUUUUAAUCCGUGUAUUUAUCACUGAUGUUAUUUGUCAUCGAACAAAUAUUUGAUAGCUUUGUGCAUUGGAGUAACUUUGAAAACUUUAAAAUAUGUAAGAGUGCCUUCCGAUAUAGAUAUAUAUCUACGUGCCUGGUUUUGAGUCACGAGCUGCUAAAAAGGCUGCACCACAGUUCAGAUGAUUAUCUUUUCAGCCUGUCAUGAUCUUUACACACUGAUGUUCCUGGGACAAAAAAAGGAGACUGAGUGCAAACCUUUACUGUGGAUUAAUGUAAGCAAGCAAACCGCCUGUUCCCCAGAAGUGAUUGUUUGCAGUAGCUAACUUACAUUUUGUCUCUGGCUGAGCAAACACCAAACAAAGAGCGACUCGGUGCGAUCCGUUUCAGGCAUCAGUCACGCUUCAGGCGGCUCCAUUAUUUAUACGUGCCAGAUGGUCCUACCUAAAAAAAAAAUAAAAAAUACUGUGAAUUCAAGAACAUCUUCUGGUUAUCCAACACGCACAGCUGCAGGUGUUCGCAAAACAGGAACUGUUUUGACCUGUGCCCCAGAAUGUUCCUGAAACACGCCACGGGGCUGCGGCUCAGAUUUAUUUUGUGGAAACUGCACCCAAUCUUCUAAGUAUCCCAAGGCCGUUGCAUCAUCUGCCUGGGCGGUGAAACUGCGACUGUAUUGUAAAGUUCAUUUUACGAAGACUGGUCGAGUCAGAUCUUGUGGUUUCGUUGGCUGCCUGGUGUCAUCGUAUGAAAGGCCGUGGUUGGCUGUUGAAGAAAACUUGAAAAGAGGUCCGGAUCUGAAAAUGCUGUACUUACCGGAACUUUUGUAGCUGAUGUUGGAGUUAUUGUAUAUUCCACUACAAUAAUAUGAACACGCUGCCAUUAUUGACCUGCUUGUCCCCUUAUGAUUUGCAACGAGUUACUAAAGCAGUAACGUUUUAAGAUGCGAUUGAAUUUGUUGUAUUUGUUUUUUUUUUUCUGUGUUCUUGUAGAGAACAUUUUGCACACUUGUAAAAAUAGAAACAUGUGGGACUGUUGAUUAAAUACAAUAAAAAUGAAACAAUGAAAUAAGAA